Messenger RNA from Periconia digitata, 1539 nucleotides. The record is from the annotation of a GenBank genome assembly. Lineage: Eukaryota; Fungi; Ascomycota; Dothideomycetes; Pleosporales; Periconiaceae.
UUCCUUCUUCAUUCGUUAAUUGGAGAAGAUUUGCUUGUUAGAAUUUAUCAGGGCUUGCGGACCAUUUCUUUUUAUGACGUUAGAAUUGGCCUCGUACUUCGCUCUCCGUGUAUACCCCUCACUGUGUUCGCUCACCUAAAGAUCCUAUCAAUGAUUGCAAGAAGAGGCAGUAACGAAGGAUUGAUGAAGAUACGAAUAAUCAAGUUCUUUCACCUAUAAAGAUGUGGUAUCUUGAGCCCUCAAAACUAUAACCCAUACGUGACACUGCAUGGCGACAUCUGUACACCUCAACAAAUGGCAAUCGAUUGAUUCCCCCAUGAGGCGUUGGAUGUUCUUCCGAAAUGAUUAGCUCAAGUACAAUGUUUCAAACACAGCCAUACGCGUGUUGAGGGUUCCACCCGUAUAAUCCGCUUAGCCGAUUUUAUACGCGCAAAGCGACUCGUAUAGCGAUCCGAUACGCGUAUAGUCAGUGAAUGCGCGGACAACGAGCAGAUCAAUUCCCCAUGUAUACGCGCACGUCGAGAUUGCAUUCGUCAUGGAAGGUCGAACGAGGGAGCAGAAGGAAUAUAAGGAAUGGAAGAAAGUUCGCUCUUUUUUCUGAACGCCAUACUCGAUUCAUACACGCGCUGUUUUACCCUCUUAUCGACAACUAUCUUUUACUACCCUCCAAAUUAUCUAUACCACGAUGCGUUUCAUUGCACUUCCCGUUGCUGUAUUGGGCUUCUCCGUUCUGGGCUGGGCUGACCCAGUGCCCGAGUGGCAUCCCCCUACCGUGACUGAUUUUCGAGGACCAUGCCCUAUGAUGAACACUUUGGCGAACCAUGGCUACCUCCCUCAUGAUGGCCGUAAUAUUACCAAGGAGGCUGUUGUUAGCGCUAUGGGUUCAGCACUCAACUUUGAUCCGGCUCUUGCCAAUAUCAUGUUCGAGCAGGCCGUCAUCGCUAACCCUGAGCCUAAUGCCACUUUCUUCUCCCUUGACGAUUUAAAUCGUCACAACGUGCUAGAGCACGACGCCAGCUUGAGCCGCAUGGACGCAUACUUCGGAAGCAACCACGUGUUUGACCAAGCCACAUUCAACGAAACGCGUGCGUACUGGGGUCCGAUCAUCGACGCUGACAUGAUCGCCAACAGCAAGGUGGCUCGCCAACUCGCGUCCAAGGCCUUCAACCCGACCUACCGGUUCACCGAACACAUCGAGGACUUCAGCUUGGGAGAGAUGGCUGCGCCUUUCAUCGCUUUUGGCGACAUCAAGAAAGUAACGGUUGACCGGGAGUUGGUUGUAUACCUAUUUGAGAACGAACGUCUUCCUACGGAGCUGGGGUGGACGCGCAAGACCCAAGUGAUCAAGGUGGAAGAUAUCUUAGCCAUCAAUGGCAAAAUCGGGGCAGCCACGAGCCUAUUCACAGUCGACAAUGCACCGAACACUACCGCACAUGAUAUGAAUCGACGCCGAGACUUGCAUGCAGGCAUUCCCUGUUGAAAAAGUCGGCUGGAACAUGAAGCGUGUUGGUACAUAUAGCACAUAGUAGAUAUGUCCUG